GAAAAAGUGCCUACGAGACCUCUAUCAAAAGUUUUCAUUCCUGAGUCUAACUUAUGUUGUUGACAUGGCAAUGAUAUUUGUUUUUGUAGCAGGGAGUUUUAUCGAGAAGAUGCAUGACAGAAUAUCGAGAAAGAUGACGUCGUAUAGGCAGUUUCGAAUAUUCCGGAUGGCGCACAGAGGAGACUCCUGUGCGUAGUAGUACUACUAGUAAAAACAUCAGCAGUAGUUGUUUCGAUCAUUUAUCAAAACCUCUUCGAGUGCACAGUUCAAAGGCAAAUGGUAAGAGUUUCACAGCACGAUGAUAGAUACUAGAUACGACGAAUGAGAAUGCACAGACAACAAGUACUUUUACACACUACAUACGAUCAAUCAGAAUUUUGUACAGCCAGCAAGGACGCCUCUUCAUGACUAGAAGAAGGAAGAUCUAUAGUAUACGUUUCUUGGAUCAUAAAGCAGGACUCUUCAACAGCAACCUACAGUAGUUUGACAAAUUUUCGACUUCGAGCGACUGCAUCUUCCACGAUGGAUGCAAAUGGAGACGUGGCGCUACCCAGUGCGCCACUGGGUGAAGAAUGUUCUGGGUUGCGCAUAACGGGCAAUAGCGCUGCGACUAGUUCAACCGACCCCCUGUGGUACAAUACGACGAACCAAGGUAGUGAAACAGUUAUGGCGAUAUAGGGUAGGCUAGGUGCUUUUUGGCGGUUUAAGAAAGAGAUGUUGACUUUGUAGUUUCGUUCACGAAGAAAAUGCUGCUGAAUCAGAUGCCACGGAGUUUGAAUCUUUGCUCGAACGAGACACUUAUGAACUGGGACUCUGUCUCUGCUCUAACCUCGACGCCUGCGCAUCUCUGCUGCCUUCCACGGACGUCCAGCAAGCUGUGUGUCAUUCUAAUAGCAGCGGAAGGCGCCCACGAGUAAGCGAUCGACCAGGCCCACGGAGCACUUGGCGGACAGUGCGACGUGCCGGGUCUGCUGUGAUUUGCUUAGAGGCUGUUUCCGCGCUUCAUCGCAAAGACAAGGACCAAAAACGAGCGAAGACUCCAGCGCAAGUUUUCAGCGGGAAGGGCAAGGACACGUCACCAGCUGAGGAGGCUCAUGGCCCAGCGGCUGAACUCACCGCGAAGGCGGCCGCGCUGAGCUUUGGCGCUGGCGGUGACGUCACAAGAGAAAAAAACAGCGAGGGCAAGGAGCCUCCCAACAGUGGAAAAGCAACGACUGCUGCGGAAGUCAGUGGUAUAGUACUCCUUUGCUUUAGGAAUGACAGACGAUGGGUAACGUGAUGCGUCGCUCUAUCAAUAGUUUCUGAUGUGUAGGCGUGAAGCAACCGAAACCAAGAAUACCGUUCAUUGUUCCAUGAUUUCCUCAUCCGCAAAGCACUCAGCAUCAAACAUCCCGCAGGUGCAUCUGCCCAGAAGUAUCAGCCGCGCCCCCUGUCGGAAGAUAAGAAAGCGAAGCCCGCCGUGGAUGCAGCCAAGAGCAUAGGCGACGGCACUGAUAGGCAGCGCCGCAAUUAUGGAAAAAAAGGAAAAAAAAGCGCAAAGACGGCCUCGCCGGCAAGCAAGACUCUGGGUACUUAUCAUACUUCUCUUCGUUUCCGUCGUAGUAUCUUCGGUUUUACUGACGUUGUACACAAAAGAGGUUCUGCAAGCAUCUUGCAAGGCUGUUUGACGUUUCGUAUUCUACUCAUUAUAACGAACUUGAACUUAUACUCAUUGCCGCUCACUCUCAAUCAGAUAAAACAGCAGCUGCUGGUCGAUCUCAGAGAGUCAUCAAGGCCACUUCUAGCAAAGACGCAGAAAGCAGCGCAGGCGUAACCGGUGGGGGCAUAAUCGACGAUGCGGCGAGCCUUGCGGAGUUCGCAGAUGGCGAAGUUUUAUGAACAAAGUGUAGUAUACCGACUGCAUUGAUUCAUCACCUCUAUACUCAUUUCAAGCUUGGCACUGAGAUUGGGCUCUUUUCUUGUCUAAUAUUGUAAUUGCCUUGGCAACCUUCUAGCGCUUAUGUUCACGCCAACCCGCAUAGGUGAGGACUUGGGAGUGAACUGAACGAAAGACGCAAGUGGCGUAGCCUCUUUCUCGAGUAUUUUUUGUCACGUAUCCAGUGUGUGCUGUUUCUUCUUCUAAAAUGUGCGACGGUGACUGACGCGGCGACGGCCAUGAAGAUGAAGAUGCUGCGGCGCUCGGAGUUGGCUCAUCCGUCGCUCUUGGAGACGAUGAGGGCAUGGGGCAAUCAGGUGCUCGAUGGGUGUAACACAGUGCGACACCGUAUUGCGGGGUUUUUUUGGUCGAGCUCUUCGACGGAGGUUCGCGACGCCGAUAGCAGUCCGCUAGAUUUAUGAGAAGAAUUGAUGACACUGAUAUGAUGCCGUGUUGUAAUUUCUUUCAUUUCCUUCAUGUUCUGACCUUGGUGCGCGUUUGAGAUGCUAAGUUGUGCGUAGCCUUCACUUUCGAAGCCUAGAAGGUAUAUUAAGUAAGUUGUGCUUGUAGGAUUGGGUGACACCGUCCUAAACCCCCUUAGUGCAGUGCCACGCGGUGUUUGCCCACUUUCUCCUUUCAUAUUUUACCGACUCCAUGUGGCUACAGCGAGACCAAGAUCCGCAAGAUCUCUCGUUGCUGCAGCUAGAGAUUGAGGAGUUUUUGAGUGAGGAAGUUGCGGUGGCACCGACCGAGGCCUGCAAAGGUGUUGUGACGGGAGGGUUCGUGCCGGUAGGUCUUAACGACCAAGAACCAGUCGCAGCUGGCGCUCAGCGAUCUUUGUUUUACUGCGAGUGUCCCGCUUGGCAGUUUCCGGCCACAGCGGAGGGCGAUCUGUCGAGCAAACACUGUCAACUCUAUGAAACCAGGAAGGUCGAUAACGGAGGCGCGCAAAACGCUGGCACAAUCAUUGUUCGGGCGACACAGGUGGAGCCUGUCGCGAAGGGGCGCGCAUCGUCCCGCAAGUGGUUUUGCAAAAAGAUGAGAUCCAAGGUCGUGAAAGGGAGAGAUAUUCUCAAAGAGGAUAACAAGAACGAGUGCGCGGCGGCGACGCUUUUCGUCAAGGCGUGGAAUCAGAACAUGAUGGAAUAUCCCGGAGUCUCCGCCGUCGGGACCCCGUUUUGCAUCGACCACCUGAGUCGGGUGAUCGACGUGACGCGGCCUCGUACGCUUUGCGCUGAUGUAAUGUCUCCUGUAGACAACGGUAUGCUCGCUGAAGCGCUAGUCUCGACUGGUGUGGCGCUACAAAAAGCAGUGACAAAAGGCACACUGGAACAGUCCACUACGCUAACAAACGUCGUGUGGUGGACUUGGCAGAGUCUGUGCACACUUCGGGCUAAGAAUAUUUUUCACAGAGAUGUUAAACUUACGGUCUUUGUUGUUUCUGUUGCCGUUUGAUUUGGCUCUCCCAAGGGAGAAAAGCAGAACAAACGGGGAACAGAACCGUCAAAGCCUUUCCUCUAAUAAAGCUGAGAACUUCCUAGCUCUCUCGAAGGGUUCAAACCAGUGGAUACUCGCCGACAUGGGCCUUGCGUGCAGUGUCGGGGAGAGCGAGCCGCCAGUUGGGGUGCAGAAGUGUGGCGGUACGGGGUGGGCGGGGACACUCUACUUUAUGUCCCCGGACCAUUUUUUUCCUGAAGGCAGUUCUUGGCCGCGGGACGGAGACUCGUUCAGCUGGGUGGUCAUGACCACCGACGGCGCCAUGACUGAGUGCAGUGGUCUAGGUGGUCAUGGAGCUGGGCGUAAGUCGGCUAUCGAGAUGCUGCUGGGAUUCGCGGGUGAUUAUGAUGCUCCGUUUUCAGGAGGGGGAUUCGCUCAGGUGGCUCCUCAUAUCAAAAUGUCACAGACAGCGUGUGACAACUAAUGACGCGCCAAGAGCGCAAGAGCCCAAGGGCGGGCCCCUUCUAAGAGCUCCUGACCCGGACGAAACUGGUUUAUUUGCUGCAAAACAAGAAAACGUGCUCAUCACGUUCUAUCUUAUUUAUGGCUCUAUUUUUAUUUCAAUUUUUGCGUACUUGUUCGUUGCAGGUAGGGAAUCGUUAAUCAGUGUGCUUCGUGAAUGCUGCUUAUCGUCAAGCGCUGGAGCCGUGCAUGAUUUACUGAGCGCUCUCAUACCUUCUCAACUCGUCGCUGCCAAAAAGGAAGGAAUGUCGCCAAAUGCACUCGGCAACAUGUUGCUGAAGUUAAGGUGUGUGAGCAUAAGCGCGUCGUCGCUCUCACUUCUUGUUUUGCUCGUCAAUGGUCGUAUGUGAUGUAAAUGUCAUAAGAUUUCUCGUGGGCAGUCAAAGUUCCGAACAGUCCCUCUGGGUUGAUUAUUCCGUCACACUAACUCCCAAACUAUCCUCCUCGCUUCAUUUACAUGGAUGAGUAACCCUAGUCAGAUAGAGAAGCCGGCCACGUCCACGCAAUCGAGAGACAGGAGAGCCCGGCAGGAUAAGAGGCGGAUGGACACGUCGAUGGCCGCCAUCGAAAUGCAGUACAGCAGGAGUAGCGAUAUUCAAUCCAGAUGCGUGGCUGCGAAUUUUGCCCUCCAGAAUACGCAGUUGAAACCUCUGCCAAGUGUAAGUGGCGAGGACCGCAGUGAGGUGCCUGCGAUCGAGCUGAUGGCGAAAGUACUUACGGCUUACGACUGGGAACGUCUCAGUGAUCCCCAAAAGUAUAAGGAAGUUUGUGCGCGAUGAAGAGCAUCAUGACUCAUAAGGUAGACACAUUUUAAUUCAUGACAAUAUGUGUGCCAUUUAAACGUCAAACGGGCUCGACAUAGCAUAUAGACUAACCUGCUCAGUGCAUAAAAAUGACGCUUAUUGUUGUUCGUAAAAACCAGAGGCACUAGGCAUCUUCCUGCCUCGCUGCUAGGCUCAACAUAGAUGAAGUAAGUCAAAGGGUAUGGUUUCACUUUUGCUUUUCCGUACAAAAGUACGCAUAUUUUUCAUUUCAUGUUAUACAGAAUAAAAGUGCUGGGUAUUGGCAUGCAUGACAACACAAACCAUACUAGUAGGACCAGGCUAACAAGACGCCUCUAGUGACUUCUGACAAUCGUGUGGAAGAUGAAUCAUUCAACUGCAUCCGACAACUUCAUUUGAGUUUCACCGCCAAAAAGUUUUUUCUAUAAUACGUCUGAC
This is a messenger RNA of Amoebophrya sp. A25, 5094 nucleotides long. The record is from the annotation of a GenBank genome assembly. NCBI's taxonomy places the organism in Eukaryota, Dinophyceae, Syndiniales, Amoebophryaceae.